AUGAGGGCCGAGAAACAAAGUACCAAGGGUGGAGGAGGCUAUGUUGGUGGCAUCUUCCAGCUUUUUGAUUGGAAUGCAAAAUCUCGGAAAAAGUUGGUUUUCAGCAAGUCUAAUUUACCUGCGCAAUUGAAACAGAAGAAGAGAAGUGAUGAGAAUUUGCCAACGACUCAGCUUCAUCUGGUGAUGGAUGAUGAUGAACUUGUAGCUGGGUCAAGUUUCAAAGGGAGCAGUGAUUACAGUUGUGCUUCAUCUGUAACUGAUGAGGAAAUUCCUUGUACUAAGGCCCCCGGGGUAGUUGCCAGGCUUAUGGGAUUGGAUUCCUUACCGAAGCCUAACUUUUCGGAGCCAUACCGUACGCCAUUUUUUGACUCCCAAUCUCUUCCAGAUGCUCAUUAUUAUAGAAAAAACCUUGAAUUUCAUCAUGGGCAUCAAAGCGGGCAAUCUGGCUGUCUGCCCAAUAAGCCGGAUGCCCCUGGUAGAAAUACCAUCAAGCCAAAGCCGCAGAAGACUAUAAGCCGGCCAAUUGAGAAGUUUCAAACUGAAAGUUUGCCUCCUAAAUCAGCUAAAUCAAUUCCAAUUACCCACCAUAAGCUUUUGUCCCCUAUCAAAAGCUCUGGUUUCGUCCCAGCUACGAAUGCAGCUCACAUAAUGGAAUCAGCUGCUAUAAUUAUUGAACUGGGACAUCAGAAAACUACUAAAGCAAAAAGGCCUCUAGUUGGCUCUUCUUCAGUUCCCUUGAGAGUCAAAGAUUUGAAAGAGAAAGUGGAUGCUGUUCAAAAACCAUCCAAGCUUGCUGAAGCUUCUCGAAGGCCAGCUGAUUUCAAUGCUGUUAAAUAUCUUAAGGGUCAAUCACGGAACCAAAGUGUGAAUGGAUCAAUAGAUCCAACAUUCCAGGUUUCGUCUAAUCGAGAAACAUGCUCCUCUGGUCUAAAGAACAAGGAAAGAUCCAUAUCACUAGCACUUCAAGCAAAGGUCAAUGUUCAGAAAAGAGAAGGCUUGAAUACGAGUGGCACNGUUGAUUUCAAUGCUGUUAAAUAUCUUAAGGGUCAAUCACGGAACCAAAGUGUGAAUGGAUCAAUAGAUCCAACAUUCCAGGUUUCUUCUAAUCGAGAAACAUGCUCCUCUGGUCUAAAGAACAAGGAAAGAUCCAUAUCACUUGCACUUCAAGCAAAGGUCAAUGUUCAGAAAAGAGAAGGCUUGAAUACGAGUGGCACAAGAAAUUUGUUUUGCCACCAGGAACUGAAUGAAGUUAUGUCAAGCCAGCUGUUUAAAAGCCAACAAAAUACCCAAAAGAAUUCUCAUGGGAAACCUUCUACCCAUUACACGUCAAGUGUUCUCAGGCAGAAUAAUCAGAAGCAGAACUGCUUAACAGAUAGGGGAACGUUAUCUUCAAAGCCCUUGGCAUGCAACUCGCAAGGUAGAAAAACUUCGUCCGGGGAUUUUGCUUUUAGGAGACACAAAAGCUCUAGUAAAUCUGCAGGGAACACCAAGAUUAUUUCCAGGAAGUCGGGCUUAGAAGUUAUAGAUGGUCUGCAAGAAGUCUCAUGUUCUAAUAGAACCUCUGGCACUCAGAAGAAACGAUCCAUAGAUGGAGAUUUUCACUUAGAGAAAAGUCGGGAUGUUGACAACAUACUGAUUGAUAAAAAUAGGAAGCCAACUAAAACUGAUGAACUUUUGGACUGGGCUGAAGCUAGCAAAAAGAAAGGAAUGGAUGUUGUGUCUUUUACAUUCACAGCACCAAUGACACGGUCAGUACCUGGUCCAGGGACCUGCCGGGAGGUGGUAGAGAAAAGUAAUGAUUUUUGUUCAGAUUAUCGAAGUAAAAAGCUGCUUCUCAACUCAGAUGUUACGAGUAGUCCUAUGUUUUCACGGGGAUAUAACUUGAUAGGAGGUGAUGCAUUAAGCACUCUGUUGGAGCAAAAGCUAAGGGAAUUAGCUCAUGGAGUUGAGUCUUCAAGUCCCAAAGCAUCUGCUUUGAGUUCUCAGAAUUCCAUACCUGCUGACAAACUAGUAGCCACCACGCCAGAGUUACAUGACAAAUGGAGCCAAUACAGGGUACAUACAGAUAAAUUCAGUGGCCAAUUUGGACCUAGGAUUCCAUCAAGUCGGCCCCAGGAGCCCAAAGAGAAUCAUAUGCCUCUGGGAGUUGAAGAAUUUGAAGAGUCUAGCAGCAAGGAUAGCAAUGCCAGAAAGUUGCUCGAGUCUCGAUACCCGAGUCCAAUAUCUGUUCUUGAAUGUUCUUUUUAUGCAGAAAGUUGCAACUCCUCAGAUACUGCAGACACAACCAGUACAGAAGGUAGCAGGCAGUGUACAUCUGUCCAAGCUCAGGAGGUGGUUGAUUUGAGUUCUUCAAGAAAGUUCCACUUAAUCAAAGCUGAUUCAGAGUUAUCAGACUCAGCUUCUUCCGUCCCUGCCCUAGCCGUGGCUGGAAGGCAUGCGACAGUCUUUCCUGUGAAAGAUUCCCUGGGAUCAAUCAAGUGGGAGCUGGAAUAUGUGAAGGAGAUAUUAUCCAGUGUGGCGUUGAUAUUUACGGAUUUUGCAUUGGGUCGGGCUCGUGAGAUCGUUAACCCUCAUCUUUUUCAUCACUUGGAAAGGCGAAAAGUGGUGUUGGACAGCAAUGGGAACAUGCCAAAGCUAAGGCGCAAGGUUUUAUUUGAUUGUGUGAGCGAGUGCCUGGACAUAAGAUGCGGGCGGUAUGUAGGUGGCGGAUGGAGGACACAGGCAAAAGGGUUGUCAGUGGUGAGAAGAAAGGAGAAAUUGGCAGAAGAAGUGUACAAGGAGAUUUCAUGGUGGGAAGGCAUGGGGAACUGUAUGGUAGAUGAGCUUGUAGACAAGGACAUGAGCAGCCACUAUGGAAGAUGGCUUGACUUUGAGGUUGAAGCAUUUGAACUCGGAGUGGAGAUUGAAGGACUGCAUGUGGAUGAGGUUGUGGAGAAGGGUAUGAGCAGCCUGUAUGGAAGAUGGCUCGACUUUGAGGUUGAAGUGUUUGAACUCGGAGUGGAGAUUGAGGGCCAGACACUUAAUUCUUUGCUUGAUGAAGUGGUUGCUGAUAUCUUGCCACUUGAACAGCUUGACUGCCAGGACUGUAUGGUAGAUGAGGUCGUAGACAAGUGUUUAAGCAUUGGAACUAGGGGUGGAGAUUGA
This is a messenger RNA of Ilex paraguariensis (yerba mate), 3144 nucleotides long. The record is from the annotation of a GenBank genome assembly. NCBI's taxonomy places the organism in Eukaryota, Viridiplantae, Streptophyta, Magnoliopsida, Aquifoliales, Aquifoliaceae.